UUGUGAGAUAGUCUCGCAGGUAUAAUCAUGAAUCCACAUACAAUUUCAUGAUGGCUACCUCGGCGACUCUAACCAGAACGGAGACAUGGGGUCUUUUGCUCCUUGUCGGAGCCUCUAUUGGCAUCAUCGUCAAUACUCUGAAGGGCGACGGCGAGCCCUUGAUUGCUUCACUUGCAUUUAGUGCGAUCGCAUUUGCUGCAACGUAUAGCCUGAUAAGGUGGCUUGGUCCAGUAUUCAUGAAAGCCGGCUUAAAGGGGAAGGACAUGGCCAAGCCUCGAAAACCUGAAAUACCAGAAACUAUGGGCGCCGUCUGUGCCGUGGUAUAUCUGUUGCUUCUAAUUGUCUUCAUACCUUUUCCAUUCUAUAAAUAUAUUGUCGCAGCUACUUCAGGGGGAGGGAAUAGGGACGUGGUCUUUGAAGUCCAAGAAGUUGAGACAGGCCGUUUCCUUCACCGAUUCCCUCAUAGCAAGCUCGCGUCCUAUCUGUCUGGUCUACUCUCAAUACAGUCCAUUGUUAUCCUCGGAAUCGGAGACGAUUUGCUGGACAUCCGAUGGCGGCACAAAGUCUUGAUUCCUGCAUUCGGAAGUAUACCUAUGCUCAUCGUCUACUUCGUAGAUUUUGGAGUCACACAGGUGGUAGUUCCGGUUCCACUUCAGCGCUAUCUCGGCAAUAGUGUCGAUCUUGGAUGGCUGUACUAUGCGUACAUGGCUGCAGUAGCCAUCUUUUGUCCAAACAGUAUCAAUAUGUUGGCCGGUAUCAAUGGUGUCGAGGUCUCACAAUCGUUAGUUAUCGCAUUUCUGCUGCUAGCUAACGAUGCAUUGUAUCUGGCACCGUUUACACCAUACCCGCACCCGGCAACAGAUUCGCAUUUAUUCUCGAUCUACUUCCUGCUACCAUUUGUCGGAGUGUCAUUGGCGCUUUUGUGCCAUAACUGGUACCCAUCGAAGGUCUUCGUUGGUGACACAUACUGUUAUUUCGCUGGUAUGGUGUUUGCUGUGGUCGGCAUCCUAGGCCAUUUCAGCAAGACUCUGCUCCUACUGUUCAUACCGCAGAUUUUUAACUUUCUGUACUCGACACCCCAGCUUUUCCGUAUCAUUCCGUGUCCGCGUCAUCGUCUACCCAAGUUCAAUGCCUCCACGGGGUUGUUGGAUGCAUCCGUGACUGAGUGGGUAGCGCCUCCGCAACCUCUCGUGGCUGCGGCCUUGGAGCUGUUGGAACGGCUGCGACUGGUACGGUUAACGAAGAAUAAAGAGGGGCGAAUCAUCGAGUCUACCAACCUGACUAUUCUCAAUCUAUGGCUGGUCUGGAUGGGCCCGAUGAGAGAAGACAAACUCGCAUGGCACAUGGUUGCCAUUCAGACAGCCUGCGGACUUCUUGGACUGUUCGUACGGCAUAAGCUCGCGUUGUUGGUGUUCAGACAGGAUAACAGAGGAUUCGUCUAGAUGUUUAAUACGAAAAAAAAAUACGUCUGUAUAUAGGCCAACAUGUUAACGAACGAUGUUUUGUCCUGGAUAUAUAGAUACAAAACGACCUAGUAAAUAGCCCCGGCGGCUUCCAACUGUCUCUGCUGCGACAGUGAGUUAGCCUGAACCCCGUAUACAUCAUUUUGUUAGGGUAACGAACUAAAGAG
Messenger RNA from Paecilomyces variotii, 1630 nucleotides. Its product is annotated as putative UDP-N-acetylglucosamine-dolichyl-phosphate N-acetylglucosaminephosphate transferase. The record is from RefSeq and is a predicted model, not a curated record. Gene Ontology annotation, cellular component: membrane. Gene Ontology annotation, molecular function: UDP-N-acetylglucosamine-dolichyl-phosphate N-acetylglucosaminephosphotransferase activity. Bases 48 to 1442 code for a protein of 464 amino acids. Gene Ontology annotation, biological process: dolichol-linked oligosaccharide biosynthetic process; protein N-linked glycosylation. The transcript has 3 exons. NCBI's taxonomy places the organism in Eukaryota, Fungi, Ascomycota, Eurotiomycetes, Eurotiales, Thermoascaceae.